GUGCAUUUCUGUUGACAUAGAAAUAUUGUAAGUAAUAUUCAUCAUCCAACAAGGAUUACGGCACUGGUAACCACGUAGAUCAGAAGACAAUGAGAGUUUUACUGGUUUUGAUAAGCCUGUGCGGACUUGCUCAUUGCGCACGGAUCCUCGCAGUGUUGCCAUUCCCCAGCAAGAGCCAUAGUAUCCUGCAGUACGCCAUAUUCCGUCUUCUGGCUCAGAGAGGGCACGAGGUGGUGGUCUACAGUCCAUAUCCUCCACCAUACAGUAUAGCCAACCUUACGUACAUCGACCUACCAACAGUUCUGAAUGACAUAUACAGUACUUGGUCAUUUGAACAAUUUAACGAAAAAGUCCUUGAGCAAAACUUUUAUGGAUUCCCGAUUAAGGGGCUUUGGGAUGUGAUAGCAUUAGCUUGUGAAGACGUCUUUAAAAAUCAAAAUGUCGCAGACUUACUUGAAUCAGAUGAACAUUUUGACCUGGUUUUCCUCGAAGUUUCGUUGGGUCAAGCUUCUCUUACCGCUUUUAGUCACAAAUUUCAAGCCCCAAUCAUAAAUUUCCAAGGAUUUUCAACCUGGGGUCUUACAGAUUGGAUAGUUGGAAACUCUCUAUCCAUUUCCUACAUUCCUGAUAUCGCUUCCUUCCCUUUCACACACAACAUGUCCUUUAAGGAAAGAUUACAAAACUUUCUGUCAACAGUUAUCACUAUACUGUUUUAUCAUUUGGAUCAUCUUCCGAGACACCAACAGAUAGUUCAACAGUACUACAAAGACCCUAGCAUGCCACAUGUGAAGGAAAUGAUAAAAGAGAUUUCCAUAACCCUUACAAAUUCACUCAACAUCAUGGAUUAUCCCAGACCGUACACUCCAAAUAUGAUACCGAUUGGAGGAACACAUAUGAGUGCCCACGAUACUCCUCUGCCGCAGGAUAUUGAUAGUUUCAUGGACAAUGCUAAAGAAGGAGUGAUUUUCUUCAGUUUAGGAACAUUUGUUCCAUCUCAUAUCAUGCCUAGUAAAUAUAUUCAGGCAUUUGUCACUGCAUUCAAGAAGAUGCCAUAUAUGGUUUUAUGGAAGACACAACUUGAAAGUAUACCCGGACUUCCUAAGAAUAUAAUGCUUACGAAAUGGGUGCCACAGCCAACGGUGAUAGGUCAUCCUAACUGCGUUCUCUUCCUGACUCAUGGAGGACUGUUCAGCCAACACGAAGCUUUCUAUGCAGGAGUUCCAGUCGUUGGCAUACCUUUUACCGGCGAGCAAAGGUACAACAUGAGGUUUUACGAGCAUCUCGGUGUUGGACUCAAAUUGGAACUGGAUGAAGUCACGGAGGAGACUGUGUACGAGAAGAUAUAUACGGUUAUAAGUAAUCCAAGGUACAAGGAGAACGCCAAGAGAGUGUCCAGUAUAGUAAGAGACCAGCCGAUGUCUCCAGCUGACACAGCCGUGUACUGGAUAGAGUACGUGUUGAGACAUGGAGGAGCGCCUCAUCUGAAGCCUGCAUCAGUUUAUCUUAAGUGGUAUGAACUGUUAUUGUUGGAUGUUGUAAUUAUUCUGAUGCUUAUUGUUUCGGUGACAGUCGUAUUCUUUUACUACUCUGUUAAGAGAUUAAUAAAUUUUAUGUUUGGUAAUGUCCGAUAUGUUUCUAUUACAAAGAAAAGAAGUUGAUCUGUGAUUGUGUGUUUUAUUGAUUUUUGUUUAACUCUUCAAAUAACAAUUGACAAAUAAACGAUUUGAUUUCUAAAUUGAAUAUCA
Molecule: messenger RNA, 1745 nt
Organism: Homalodisca vitripennis (glassy-winged sharpshooter)
Lineage: Eukaryota; Metazoa; Arthropoda; Insecta; Hemiptera; Cicadellidae
Product: UDP-glycosyltransferase UGT5-like
Exons: 7
Coding region: 90-1658 (522 amino acids)
Molecular function (GO): UDP-glycosyltransferase activity
Source: RefSeq, a predicted model, not a curated record